GGCCCUGAUUGCGUUCAUCUGCAUAGAGACCAUCAUGGAAUGCUCCCCGUGCGAAGGCCUCUACUUUUUUGAGUUUGUGAGCUGCAGUGCGUUUGUGGUGACUGGAGUCUUGCUGAUUCUGUUCAGUCUCAACCUUCACAUGAGGAUCCCCCAGAUCAACUGGAACCUGACGGAUUUGGUCAACACUGGACUCAGCACUUUCUUUUUCUUUAUUGCUUCCAUUGUACUGGCUGCUUUAAACCACAAAUCCGGAGCAGAAAUUGCUGCCGUGAUAUUUGGCUUCUUGGCAACAGCGGUGUAUGCGGUGAACACAUUCCUGGCCGUGCAGAAAUGGAGAGUCAGCAUCCACCAGCAGAGCGCCAAUGACUACAUCCGAGCCCGCACCGAGUCCCGGGACGUGGAUGGGCGCCCGGAGAUCCAGCGCCUGGACACAUGAGGGCCCAGCAGGGUCCUCCCUCAUCCUCGUGCCCAUCCUUUCAAUCAAGUUUUCUUUCCCUCGUCACGACAGAUUCUCAUGUGUUUAAGCUGAAUUUUGUCCUCUUUGGUAAAGUUCAUUUUGGGAAAGGUCCCCCUCCCCCCAGAGUGGCCCUGUUAGCAGGUAUGUGAGGCGGAGAGCCCCUGCACCCUGCUGUGCGACAGAAGUGGGUGGGAGAGACCUACGGGUUCUCCAGCGUUUGGUGGCCGUGGGAGCAGCCGGCCUCCCUGGCUGCCGUGUCCACUUUAGGUCUUCACCGGCCCUGAGCACAGGCUUCCUCCCCAUCUGACUCUGAGCCACCCUGUCAUAUGCAUUUGUGACAAGUCAAGACUUUGGAUUAAAUGGGGGCCGCCACGAGGGGGAAGUCAAGGAAGGAAGGUACAAGGUUGGAACAGUCCGUCACCAGUGAUUCCUGGGCAGCCCCCAUCGUGCGCUCCAUCAGCGUUAGUCUUGCUGCCAGGAUCCCCCCCUACUGCUUGUCUUCCAUGCCCCGGGCAUCGAGACAGCCAGCACAGGCCCGGCAGCCACGCGUGGCACUGAGGGGUUGCAGUGAUGGGGGUGCUGGGGGAGCUCUGGGCUGGGUCUGGACUUUCUGGGGAUGGACAAAGCUGGUGUCCCCUUGGGACAGCUCACAGGACUGUUGACAUGCAGGAGGGUUACCUUUCACUUCCCACCUGCUGAGAAAACACUCGAUUCUUCCUCAAAUGAAUCACCUCCCUGAAUCCCAGAUUCUCCUCAAGGAAUAUGGGGACCAUCUUGUUUUUCGCUCUCCUGACUACCCUUAAUGCUUUGAGGCUGCGUUGCAGAUUUCCUAUCAUUUUACCUCUUCAGGUAAAAUCCAGGAGAGAAACGCAGUCCAUCCCGCCAGCCAGAACACUUGCCCGUUUGGACCCCUCUGUUUUAGAUACGUGCUCACUUCAGUGACCUGAGAAGAGUUCUACAGUGAUUCUGUGUAGACUUGUCUAGGAUUCGAAAAUACUUGAAUUUGCACCAUGACACCCUUUCAUUGUAUUUGAGAAGCACGAACGAAUUGAAGCUUUUCAGGGCCCUAACUACGAACAUCCAUCUUGGAGGUUGUUGGGAAGAAAUCUAGGUCUGUCCGAUUUUUGAACUGAUUCUUGAUGAAGUGAAGAUUAUUGUGGUGAAGGAGUUAAAUGAGCCCCUAUGAUGCUGUAGAGUUGUCCUUUUCUUCCUGUUGGAGAUUAAUUGUAUCUUUUAUGGAAAAAUUGUUUUAACUUGUCAGGUUUUCACUCUGAGCUGUUUUUAAUGUUUACAAACCUCACUCUAGCUCUAAUGUUUUGUGAUUAGCUCUCACCAAGGAAAAAACAGUUACUGCUGGUGGAAAAGUGGGAAGAUCUCGCAGUAACUCGGAGAACCCCCAGGAGCUUGUGCUAGCGAGCGAUCCCAGCCUUGGCAGCGUUCUGUCUGAUGAGAGAGAGAACAGGGGUAUGCCUUUGGGGUGGCGGGAGGAGAGCGUGCGUGGGAAAGCGUCCGUCUGUGCGUGUGUGGCAUUGCAUUCUUCAUAAAGAGCAGCGUCGGGGGAUUGAGCAGGUGGCUGGGGAUUUCUAGGAAAUGGUACUAUGCUGUCUCUGAGGGGGCGGGGUUAGGGGUUAGCUCCCUGAACUGAACACUCGGUUCAGUCUGAGUUCUGCUGCAGUUCCUGCCCUGGGCACCGGCCCAGGUCACAUGUGCAAGCCCCUUGUCUGCUUCAGGGGCCACGGCUGCGGGUGCAGGCCCAGCUGGUCUGGGGGUAACUCACCUCCCUCUGCUCCCCCAGAGGGCAGCCAGGCCUGGUCACAGCGGGGCGUGCUGCCCAGAGGGUCUGCUGGAGCCCUCUCUCCGUGUCUGUCCUGAGGCAGUACAGGUCACGCUUCACAAACUUUGAACCUAUUCUAUAUAGUGAUUUUUUGAGGAGCUUCUAACAUCUGGAUUUUAUCUGUUCAUUUUAUGUAUUUAUUUUGCAUUUGUUGAGUGUGUCUGCCUAAUCAAAAUUGGGCUUAUCUCACUCUGCGAGUUCCAUUUAAAAAGGGGGUCACAAAGACUCGGCCUUGCAUUAAAUGGGGCCCACUUGGGAGGACCACCCUGUACUUUAUCAGAAAUCUCCUGCUGGGAAUCAUGUUACUUGGCCUCAAUAAAAAGCCGCCUUUGAAGUGAGAUUGAAGAAAAGAAUACCAUUCAGGCAGGAUUGCUGCCCAAGUUUUCCCAAGUCACUUGCAUGGGACCAGUUUACCGUCGGGGGGCGGGGGGGGGGGGAGCCUCCUGGCCUCCUGGGCUGUGCUGUCGGCUGCAAGAAGCCGAUCUGCAGCCACGGACACUGUGACGGCUGAUGAUGAGGAAGAGUGAUGACACCCAGUGCCUCAGAGCGACUUAGGAGUUAAUGUGCAUCUUAGUGUUAGAAUCUUUGGAAUAAUUUAUGUCCCUGUAACUAUUUAAUAUCCUUUGUGCCAUGAGGCUCUCCCAUGGAGUUUGUAAAUAUAUUUCUUUCUAUUUAAUUAGCGCUCUAGCUGGUGUGAUGCACCGCCAUCCAUCUCGUCCCCUGUGGCAGUGUGGUGGUGAGGAGUUGUGAAGGGGAUGUGCUUGUCCAGGUGAAUGUAAAGACACCUGCGUUCUUCUUACAUUGCCUCUGUACAAACAAGACAAUCUAGAUUUCGGGGGGCCUGUGGCACUUCUUUUUUUUGGCAAAUUAAAGGAAGCGUGUUUUUGCAUUUAAUAGUUCCAA
Myotis lucifugus (little brown bat) is the source of this 3194-nucleotide messenger RNA. It is a transcript of the gene CMTM4, whose product is annotated as CKLF like MARVEL transmembrane domain containing 4. The transcript is spliced from 3 exons. Bases 35 to 436 code for a protein of 133 amino acids. Gene Ontology annotation, cellular component: membrane. NCBI's taxonomy places the organism in Eukaryota, Metazoa, Chordata, Mammalia, Chiroptera, Vespertilionidae. The record is from RefSeq and is a predicted model, not a curated record.